GGCGGCGGCGGCGCGGCCCGGGCGGCAGGCGCGGCAGCGGCGCUAGCCCGGCCCUCAGCCCCUCCUCGCGGUCCCGCCUCCGCCUCUCCCACCUUGCCCGGUAUGGAUCUGCCCGUGGGCCCGGGCGCGGCGGGGCCCAGCAACGUCCCGGCCUUCCUGACCAAGCUCUGGACUCUCGUGAGCGACCCGGACACGGACGCGCUUAUCUGCUGGAGCCCGAGCGGGAGCAGCUUCCACGUGCUCGACCAGGGCCAGUUCGCCAAGGAGGUGCUGCCCAAGUACUUCAAGCACAGCAACAUGGCCAGCUUCGUGCGGCAGCUCAACAUGUAUGGCUUCCGCAAGGUGGUGCACAUCGAGCAGGGCGGCCUGGUCAAGCCGGAGAGGGACGACACCGAGUUCCAGCACCCCUGCUUCCUGCGCGGCCAGGAGCAGCUCCUGGAGAACAUCAAGAGGAAAGUGACCAGCGCCCCUUCCCUGGAGGCCAGCUCAGCGGCUCUGCCCCUGGGUCCCCAGGUGUCCACCCUGAGGAGUGAGGAUAUAAAGAUUCGCCAGGACAGUGUCACCAAGCUCCUGACCGACGUGCAGCUGAUGAAGGGGAAGCAAGAGAGCAUGGAUUCCAAACUGCUGGCCAUGAAGCACGAGAACGAGGCCCUGUGGCGGGAGGUGGCCGGCCUGCGGCAGAAGCACGCGCAGCAGCAGAAAGUCGUCAACAAGCUCAUCCAGUUCCUCAUCUCGCUGGUGCAGUCCAACAGGAUCCUGGGGGUGAAGAGAAAGAUCCCCCUGAUGCUGAACGACGCCAGCUCCGCACAUUCCAUGCCCAAAUACGGCCGGCAGUACUCCCUGGAGCACAUCCACGGCCCGGGCCCCUACGCGGCUCCAGCCCCAGCCUACAGCGGCCCCAGCCUCUACGCCCCAGACGCUGUUGCCAGCUCCGGACCCAUCAUCUCCGACGUCACUGAGCUGGCCCCCAGCAGCCCCUUGGCCUCCCCCGGCGGCAGCGUGGACGAGGAAAGGCCCCUGUCUGGCAGCCCCCUGGUUCGAGUCAAGGAGGAGCCCCCCAGCCCACCUCGCAGCCCCCGGGCAGAGGCUGCUGGUCCCGGGCACCCGUCCUCCAUCGUGGAGACGCCCCUGUCCCCCACCGCCCUCAUUGACUCCAUCCUGCGGGAGAGCGAGCCUGCGCCUACCGCCUCGGCCACCCUGCUCCCGGACACGGGGGGCCACCCCCCCUCGCCCCUACCCACCUCGGCCCCCGAGAAGUGCCUCAGCGUAGCCUGCCUGGACAAUUGGGCUCGCGCUCCACAGAUGUCUGGGGUCGCCCGCCUCCUCCCCUGCCCCUCCUCUCUGCAUGGCCGAGUCCUGCCAGGGACUGAGCUCAGUGACCACUUGGACGCCAUGGACUCCAACCUGGACAACCUGCAGACCAUGCUGUCGAGCCACGGCUUCAGUGUGGACACCAGCGCCCUGCUGGACCUGUUCAGCCCCUCGGUGACGGUGCCUGACAUGAACCUGCCCGACCUUGACAGCAGCCUGGCCAGCAUCCAGGAGCUCCUCUCUCCCCAGGAGCCCCCCAGGCCCCUCGAGGCAGAGAGCAGCAGCCCUGACUCAGGGAAGCAGCUGGUGCACUACACGGCGCAGCCCCUGCUCCUGGUGGACCCGGGCUCCGUGGACGUGGGGAGCAGCGACCUGCCGGUGCUCUUCGAGCUCGGGGAGGGCCCCUACUUCUCCGAGGGGGACGACUACACAGACGACCCCACCAUCUCCCUGCUGACGGGUUCUGAGCCCCCCAAAGCCAAGGACCCCACUGUCUCCUAGAGGCCCCAGGGGGAGGGCGGGCCUCCCGGUGCAGCGCUGGCCCGGGCCCCGCACGCCUCACUCGGACUGACCAGCACACGGGUGUUCAUAGAAUUGUAUUUUGGAUUUUUACACAAGACUCCCCCUUCACCUCCCGCACAGAUAGACAGAUAUACGCGUGGACAGACGGACGGACGGACGAGACGGGCAGAGAUCUAUAAACGACAGGCUCUGUG
Molecule: messenger RNA, 2027 nt
Organism: Phacochoerus africanus (Common warthog)
Lineage: Eukaryota; Metazoa; Chordata; Mammalia; Artiodactyla; Suidae
Gene: HSF1
Product: heat shock transcription factor 1
Exons: 14
Coding region: 103-1812 (569 amino acids)
Biological process (GO): regulation of DNA-templated transcription
Molecular function (GO): sequence-specific DNA binding; DNA-binding transcription factor activity
Source: RefSeq, a predicted model, not a curated record